Rotaria sp. Silwood2 is the source of this 312-nucleotide messenger RNA. Lineage: Eukaryota; Metazoa; Rotifera; Eurotatoria; Philodinida; Philodinidae. The record is from the annotation of a GenBank genome assembly.
AUGACUCACGUAAUCAGAAAAGAAAAUUUGAAUGAAUGGAAUAAUAAUAGUACAGGUAAAUAUAAUAAUCCACUUCAAACAACUACAGAAAAUGUAGUAAAUCGUCCACCACGACUACCUGAACCUACAUUGGGAUCGUACUUACAGUUUAUUACAACAGAUUUGGAAAAUAUGCUAUGGAUCGGGAGUGUUUUAAUCUUUCGACAUGUUUCAUACGGUCGACCAGCAAUCGAAUUUACUGCAAAAGUCAACAUUGAUUACGAUUGGGAGAUACUAUAUGAUAAAAAUCUAUUUAAUAUGCCAGUUUAUUGA